Episyrphus balteatus (marmalade hoverfly) is the source of this 4262-nucleotide messenger RNA. RefSeq names its product major antigen. The transcript has 19 exons. The record is from RefSeq and is a predicted model, not a curated record. Lineage: Eukaryota; Metazoa; Arthropoda; Insecta; Diptera; Syrphidae. Bases 1184 to 4036 code for a protein of 950 amino acids.
UGAUUUACUGCCCUAAUAACCACAAGAUAUUAAAAUCGUUGUCGUAUGUCAACAACUGAGACGUUAGCGGUGGGAUGGCGAGCGAGUCCACGGUGGCGUAUACGUAAUAUUUACAUCCCAUUAACAAAUGUUUAUUUUUUUAGUUUUGCUUAGUUUCGCAUCGCCAAAACCAAAAGUAAAAGCUAACCCAUCCCGAAAAAAAGCUUCAAAUUCACACAAAACUCAAGUUCAAGGCAUUAUUUUCUAUGUCUAACUAAAAAUUUAUAGUUUGGAAUGCAUUAAAUCACCCAUAGCAAAAGCCAAAAUCCAAAGCUAACUCGACGACUCCACGCAUUUGGCAUAAAUUCUGCGUGAGGUUUAAGAACUUUUAUCUAUCAACAAAGCAAGCAACAACUUAAAAAAAAGUAGAUACGUUGGUUGUUUCGGUCGUUCGUAGUCGUGUAGUAGUGGUUUGAGAGAAAUAAACAACAACGAGAACGACGACGACAAAUAAAAAAACCAAGGCAUUACGAGAAAAAAAAAGCUCUACAACUGUGAGCUGUGUGACAUCAAUGAACAACUUUACUUUUCAACCAGUUGCAAUCGAAUGUUGUCCAAAAAGCAGGUCACUCAGAAUAGUGGCUUUAAAGAUUUUCUAAUAUUUUCUCAAGAAUCUAACGAACUAUUCUAACCUAAAGUUAGACCGAUUUUGAUCCCUUUUUGAUUGCAAAAUACCCUUUAAGUAUUUUUAUGGGAUAAAGUCUAUCUGGAAUGUACAACUCCAGAUGUUCGCACCUCUCUGUACGAUUCAAGUUUUAUAGACGUUGUUUUCUGUGGUAUCAUCUGUGAACUAGCUGCUAGCAAGCUAGCUAGCCCCAACCAGCUGCGUUCGUUGGGUUAAGUUAGUUCCUUUGGCGGACAAGCUAUUUCGUUCUCGUGUGUGUCAGUAGAUUUGUGCGUUUGCGUUGACGUAGUAGCACGUCGUUUUCGCUUCAAAACAAAGUUGAUUUUUUUAAUAAUUCUGCCAGUUCUCAAUCUUAACCCUGUUCUGUUUCGUUUGCGCCACUUUUACUUUCAUUUGUUUUGCCUCUUUUUUCAAGUAACCUAACCCAACCAUCAUUAAAAACAUUGUUUCCAACAUAAUUUUGGUUUGUUUACCAAAAGAGUGUUCAUAUUGGAACAGAGAACAGGUGUAUAAUUCACAAUGAGUGAGAAUCAGUGCCAGAAAAUUUGCGUAAAUAGGUCAACGCCAUCAUCGGCAGUAGUGACUACAGAACAGUGUACUACUGCAUCCGUGUCACAGCAAGUGGAGCAGCAACAACAAUCUUCCUCCGGAGAGGGAAUAGCUGCUCCUGCUUUUGAGAUUGAGGAGAAACUCAAUGAAUUGUAUGAGAAGCGUUUGGCUGAAAUUAAUGAACAAGCAAAUGGCGAUGCAUUGUUAAAAGAAAUAACAUACAAAGAAUGGAUCACCAUGCUUCGUCAAAUCAAUACAACACUCAUAACAAAUAUACAAGAAAUCGAUUGUGAAACAACAAAACGCUUAGCAUUGCUGCAAAGGAAAUCGAGUAGCAAUUGCCGUCAUGAUCAGGCCAUAGAAAUGUGCAAAUAUCGAAAUGACAUACAAAAUCUUAUCCAUUUAAUUCGUAAUGCAAGACAUAAUGAUGAUUGGAGCACUGAUGGACUUAAAUUUGAAACAAUUUCCGAACAUGAUAUUUUUGGGGAACCAUUAUGUUGUCAACCAAUGAUUAAAAGAGAAUCUGAUGUCAACAAGCAAUCCAGUUCUAUUGAAGCAAAAGCAUGUGCUGUCCAAAAGUCAAAGCUUAUGACCCACUUAAAAGCUUUAGCUUUUGAGAUAGCCGAAAGACACGAUGAAAUGCGUGAUUUAAAACGGCAAAUUAUAUCUCUGGAAGAUGACAUUUUAAAUGCCCAAAAGAAGAUACAAUUGAAAGAUGACGUCAUACGGGAAUUACGUAACGAUCUAAAAACAUUCCCAAAGUCAGCUGCCACUUGGGGACGAAGAGUCUCAGAACGUCUUUCUCCAAUCGAUUGCUUCCCAUUAUUGAUGAUGUCAGAAGCCAAAAUUUCCGAAACGUCCGAGUUAGAUUUUCCACAUACUCCAAGAGCUGAUUCUUACAAAAAUAGAGAUUCGAUAAAUUCAUUAAACUUUUCUGAAUUCAGUUUGCCAUUUCAAGAUGAAGAUGAUGAGGAAAUUCUUAUAAAAAAACUCAAAGAUGAAUUAACACAGCUUUUUGAAAUUCAAGAAAGUUAUGACCAGAGUUUAGGCAAUCAAAAACGUGAACUUAAAGAUCUUCAGCCACGAAUAAAUAAAAUGGUGGAUGAAUUGGUAAAAACUAAUCAUGAUCAACAAAUUAAAUUGAGAUUUUAUCGACGUGAAUUAUUAAACUUGGAAAAUCCAGAAUCCUGUAGCAGAACUAUUGCCGAUGAAGACUCGGGGAUCAGUUCGGACGUUGACUCAGAUGCAAAAAUUGUAAAUGCAGUACGCAAUCGUGUUUGUUGUUUGGUUGAUGACAAUCGGCGUUUACAAAAACAAGAACAGAGCUUACAGAUUGAAAAUGAAGGUCUAAUCAGCCAAGUGAAAGCAAAAUCAAUACUUUUAGAUAAAACGUCAAAAGCACUGCGAGAAGUUGCGGAUACAAUUUCAAUUGCGAUAUGUAAACCUAUUCAUUAUGAGGAAAUUUUCGAACAAAAUUCAAAUAUGUUAACGAAUCCUAUUGUAGAUGCUUUUGGUGAAUUACUUGAUACACUGACAGAACGAGAUAAACUUAUUGGAGAUUUACGUGCAAAAAUCGACAGCACCGUUAAAUCAAAUCGAGAACUACAAGCUAAUAGUGACCAUCUGCAAGAUCAACUCUGUGAACUUAAAAAUUCGAUUAAAACUAUACAUGAUCAUGAUCAGUAUAAAAGUCGGGGGAAACUUUUUCAAAAUCAAGAAUUUUCAAGAAAUUUGUUUGAAAAGAAUGAAGAACUGAAAAACCUUGUGUGUUGUCUUGAGCGAAAAAUUUGCUUUCUGCAAAACAAAUUUGAUGAACUUCAACAAAAACCUUGUGAACGCUGCCAUGAUAGUGUACGAUUGGAAAAUCGACAGCAAAGUCGAGGACAAUCACUAAAUCGGACUAGUUCAGAUGAAAAACUUCAAAAGCUUGAGUCUGAGCUACGAUGGAAAUGUAAAGCUGUAGAAAAUCUUAAAUCAGAGAAUGAGGAACUACAGCGAGAGUUGACGGAUAUUCGAAGAAACCGGGCCAAAACAAAACUUCAACAAAGACGUGACCCAACUCCUGAUAGAAAACCAAAUCAACAAGAACUUUUGUCAAAACUCAAUGCUGCCCAAGAAAAGAACAUCGAACAGAGUAAAGCACUUCAAAAAGCUUCAAAACAAAUUUCUUGUUUGCAGCAUGAAAUCGAAGAAUUACAUUCAAAUGAAGAAGUUCAUAAAAAAGAGAGAGAUUUACUACAUUCCGAACUUACUGCACUUAAAGAAUGCCAAGCUUCACAAAUAGGAACUCAGCAAAGUCUUAAAGAACAACUUCAACGUACAACCAGCGAGCUCUAUGGUGCUAGGGAAAAACUAUCAGAAUGCAAUCUGGAGAAAAAUCGACUUGAAAAUAUUCAUCGAGAUGAAACAAAACGAUUGCAAGAAAAUUUAUAUGAAGCAGUCGAAAAGUACAAUCAUCUUGUUGAGGAUUUUAAUAAAGUUGUUCAUGAAUAUCAAAAACUUGUAGAAAUCAACGAAGAGAAGGAUAAAAUCAUAUCUGCGUGUGAUGCUUGGAAAAAGAGUCAAAUACAAAUUGAUACCGAAAUGCAGAAAAAAACACAGCUUUUUGAAAAACACAUCAAAGAAAUGCUGGAAGACAAACAAAUGCUUUUAGAUCGACUAAAUGAAACAGAAAAUGACAAUCUCAUUUUGAAACAAACUUUAGAAAAUUCAAGAUUUUACUUAUCAGGCAAUCAGUCAAGUAUUGCCAGUGGAUCAUUGAGAGGAUAUAAGACUUCAGUAGCCAAUUCUACACAAGUGGAUCCGGUAAGGUUUCAAAAGUGAUUGAAAAUGUUCGACAUACAUCGCGGAAAUUAUCACAUCAAAGAUCUAUUUUAGAAGAUGAAGCUAUGAAUGUAUCUAAUCAAUGAAAAGACAAUUUUGACAAAAUCGCGAUAAGAGUAUAGAAGUUAGAUUAGAAUAAUUGAUACUUAUAUUAUUAUUAAUUUUUUUAUUAUUAUUUGAAUAAAAUAUUUCUAAUAAUCCCUUACCGUUUUUGGUGGGACAUGAA